GCUGUCGUACGGAGGCCAGAUGGUAACCGAUGUCUUCCCCGCCGGAGAUGCCAUGCAAUAUCCAAAGGAAGCGCUCAAGAACAUGGUGCAAAUUUAGUCCAAGAUGGGGUUCCAGUCAUCAGCUGGCGAGAGAAAGUUCUUGAAUCGAAUGAUGAGGACCAAGUGCCGGAGGACAUGCGGGGGAUGAUUAAUGGAGUGAAGUCGAUUCUUAGCUCGAUGGAUGAUGAUGGAGUAGUAAGCAGUUCACCAUAUGACACAGCAUGGGUGGCCUUGGUAAGGCACCUAAAUGGAAGUGGCGACCCUCAAUUCCCAUCUAGCCUGCAAUGGAUUGCCGAAAACCAGAUGCCUGAUGGCUCAUGGGGGGACUCAAUUUUCUUGGCUCACGAUCGGUUACUCAAUACUCUGGCUUGCGUCGUCGCACUAAAAUCAUGGAAUACUCACCCUGAUAUCUGUGACAGAGGAAUUUCUUUUCUUCGCGACAAUAUGUGGAGGUUGGCUCAGCAAGAAGGAGAGCUGGUGCUCAUGGGCUUUGAGAUCGCCUUCCCUGCUCUCCUAGAGAGAGCCAAGGCCUUGGGGUUGGAACUCCCUUAUGAUGAUACUGCCGUGCAGGAUAUAUAUGCCAGCAGAGACCUAAAGCUGAAGAGGAUCCCAUAUGAUGUGUUGCACAAAAUACCAACAACACUGCUCUAUUCCCUAGAAGGACUGCCUGGUCUGGACUGGGAGAAGCUUUUUAAGCUCCAAUGUGUUGAUGGGUCCUUCCUAACUUCUCCUGCUGGGACGGCCUAUGCUCUCAUGCAGACGAACGACGAGAAGUGCCUCAAUUACCUUCAGAAAACCGUCGAAAGGUUCGAUGGAGGAGUACCCAAUACAUUCCCUGUCGAUCUUUUUGAGCGUCUGUGGGCUAUCGAUCGGUUGGAGCGCCUUGGGAUCUCCCGGUAUUUCGAACCCGAGAUCAAACAAUGCCUGGAUCAUGUCUAUAGAAACUGGACCGAGGAAGGGAUUGGUUGGACGAGGUAUUGUACAGUAUAUGAUGGGGAUGAUACGUCCAUGGGAUUCCGCCUCCUCCGUCUACAUGGAUACGAUGUGUCUCCUGAUGUUUUCAGGCAUUUUGAGAAGGAAGGUCGCUUCUUUUGCUUCGCUGGGCAGUCGAAACAAGAUGUCACUGUGAUGUGCAACCUUAACAGGGCAUCUCAGGUGGCCUUCCCUGGGGAGAAAAUAUUGGAGCAAGCCAAGGAUUUCACAUAUAGAUUUCUCCGAGAAAAGCAAGCUUCCAACCAGUUCCUGGACAAGUGGAUCAUAGCAAAGGACUUGCCUGGUGAGAAUUUCAUUUUGUGCCUUCUAAUAUUCAUUUCUGACCUCAUGAAAUGGAUUGAAGGGAUUUCUAAUUAG
Messenger RNA from Phoenix dactylifera (date palm), 1389 nucleotides. Lineage: Eukaryota; Viridiplantae; Streptophyta; Magnoliopsida; Arecales; Arecaceae. The record is from RefSeq and is a predicted model, not a curated record.